AUGGGAAGAAGCCUUUUUGUUGACGAGACCCUGGUUGGCAAGACUUCUAUCCCACUGGACCAAUUUAUUGUCAACGAGCAGCUAGCUGCAAUCUCCGAGAAUACUCUCUCCACAGCAUCUGGGUACGAGUUUUGCGACGCCCCGACCGGCUCUGAGUCCUUUUACAAGUAUAUCACAAGCUUCAACAGUAAGGUUGAUGCGCUCUCCCAUGCCCACACCGAUGUUUCUGCCAAACCAAGUGUUCCUACCGGGGCUGCCCAACCAAUCGACCAUGCCAGUAUCAUCAAGGAGGCAAUUUUGGCAUCAAAGACCACGGCCACAAAGGACGUGGCAACCGAAGCCCAAGAGCGAGUCCUACUGUCCUGGCGAAUACUCUUUGGCCAUUUCAUUACCCACCCGGAUGGGAGUGUUGAGACCGACAAGGACUUGGCCUCACAUAUUAACGAAGAUGAAGAAGCCUGCAUGUGGCAGCAUGUGAUCGACCUCACUGGUGUCGCUGUCCACAUCCUCCAUGACCUCCAAACCGUUUUCCAGGUCAUUGCCUCUGAGGCCAAGGACUUCACUCUCCACGCCCAAGCACAACCACUUGGCACCAUUCAACGUGCAAAACUAUUCUCUGGCGCAAGAGCCCAGACACAGCUCCUGCUGGACAAGAUUGACGAAGGACUUCGAAAUUGUCGCCGCCCCAACUAUCCCAGGAUGUCCGCCCUUAGUGCCCUGAUUUCUUCCACCGCGGCCCCCGACGCUUCGCCUUCUGGCAAACGGUCCUCCGAGUCACCAUCCUCCAAACAAGAUACAGUCGCUUCACCUGCAAAGAAGCCAAAGCGUAGCAACGAGGAAAGCACCACCAGGGGUAUGCUCAUCUGUACUUCCACCAGACGACCACCGAUGCCAGAUCAAAAGUGGAAAGUCAACGGUGUGGAGAAGACUGCCUGUGUCAACUUCCUCUUCCAAAACUUCCCGUGCACAAAUACUUGUUGCACUUUGCUCCAUCUCCAUAAGCGAGUGUUCCAAUCUCGUCCUGUUAGCGAACAGGAGUCCUUCAAGACCUGGGUCCAAUCGACUCUGAACGUCAAAUGGGGGCUCCUGGGCAGGAACCACAUACCGGUUAUUAAUUUCCUUCUCUCUCAUGGUUGGUUGUUGUUGCCCCACCAAGUGGCGGCCGCAUCAGUAAGCACUCUUACCCAACAGGUCAACUACUAUGCGUCUCGGCCCACACCUAAGUCACAUUGCAUUGAUCCACAGGACGAGUGUGCUCUCCAGGACUAUCCCCCAACUCGGACAAUUUUUGACGAGCUUGACCCUGCGGACAUGCUUGUUGCUGAACGAUUCCGCCACAUUCUGGAACAGGGCGCAAUGGUAACACCUACCUUUACUCGGUUGGAACAAUCCCAUUUUCUUCGGGAUCUAACGAGCAGAACUGCUGUGGAGUCACCAAACGGUAAGGAUAGUAAUGAUCGAUGCUUCAAGACAGAAAGUUUUUCUCUACAAGAGCGGCUACUUGGACACAACGACCGGCGAUCGCUUGGGCAAAGCUUUCUCCGGAGCCUUACUUCUUCGUCUGUUACUCAAGAGCCACGAGUUUGUUGA
Messenger RNA from Cylindrotheca closterium, 1590 nucleotides. Lineage: Eukaryota; Bacillariophyta; Bacillariophyceae; Bacillariales; Bacillariaceae. The record is from the annotation of a GenBank genome assembly.